UGAAAGCAAACCAGCAUGGCUGACUGACUGACUGGGAACUCAAAGACUGAAACGAGGCCUGCCUCUCGGCUGGUGUCACUAAGAGUUGAGGCAAAAUGGCUCUCCGUAAAUCCCCCUCCUCUACCUGUGCAGAAUCAUGGACCAAUGGUGCAAGCUUCAUGCGAGUGACCACAGCCCUCAGUGAGUCCUCCUCCAUCCACAGCGACGCCCUGUAUCAUCUGACCAAGGACAUGUCCGGGAUGGGACUGGACCCCAUGUCCUACAGCAUCCUGGAACCUGAGCCUUAUAAAGAAGAACCCUGGACUGAGGAAUCACAGAAUUUGUUACAGCGCAACAGCAUGCAGAUCUCCCCGACUGAAGACAAGAUCCCUGUCGUGGGUUCCAUUUCAAGCCCUCAGGCCGGCGGGGAGGGCCUCUACUUCUCUGAUGGCAGACGGAAAGUUGAUUACGUUCUGGUCUUCCAUCAGCGACGGCGCAGCUCCAUUCGAUCUCGCGCCAGCACCUCAGUUUCACACGACAGAUUAUCCAUCGUUUCCAAUGGCAACUUUCCCCCUUCGGCGGUCUCAGAUGCGGCAGCAAGAAGAGGCAGCGUACGGGGAGGGGAUGCUGCCAGUGCCGGCGAGGUGUUUAUGGAACUUGGAGGUGCAGGAGGGAACGAGUUAACGGAGCCAGCUGACCAUGAGAUGCGUUUAAUCAGACAGGAAUUUGAGGCCAACCUGGUGGAGGCCGGCCUGGAGAUAGAGAGAGACAGAGAGUUAAAGACCCACGGUCCCAGCUUCACUCGUCUCCAUGCGCCCUGGCCAGUACUGUGUCGAGAGGCUGAGUUUCUCAAGAUUAAAGUUCCCACUAAGACGAGUUAUGAACUUAAAGAGGAAAGUGGCUUUGGGUCCAGUAUGACUACAAUGUGGAGGAAAAUGAACCAACCUUUCCAGCCUAAAGUACCACACCAGGACCAUGAUCGCACCAAAUUUCUCACACACUGCUUCUCCAGAGACAAACUUCACCUGUACAACAUCACAUCUAAAGACACAUUCUUUGACAACGCCACAAGGGGCCGAAUAGUAUAUGAGAUCCUGAGACGGACGGUGUGUGUACGGACCUGUCAAACCAUAGGCAUCAGCACAUUGAUAGCUAAAGGCGUGUAUGACGCUGCCUUCCCUCUUCAUGACGGUGACUAUAAGGUCAUCGGACACCUUGAGGAGAGGAAUGACAGACAGACUCUGCAUGAAGAGUGGGCCAGAUACUCAGCCUUUUACAAAUACCAGCCCAUUGAUCUCGUCAGGAAGUAUUUUGGGGAGAAGAUCGGUCUGUACUUUGCAUGGCUCGGUGUUUACACUCAGCUGCUGAUACCAGCCUCCAUAGUGGGAAUCAUUGUGUUUGGCUACGGGGUGGCGACAGUGGAUACUAACAUACCCAGUCUGGAGAUGUGUGACGAGCGUCUCAAUUUCACCAUGUGUCCUCUGUGUGAUGGAGCCUGUGACUUCUGGCAGCUCAGCACCGCCUGUGGUACCGCCAGGGCUUCACACCUCUUUGACAACCCCGCCACCGUCUUCUUCGCCAUCUUCAUGUCUCUGUGGGCGGUGCUGUUCCUGGAGCACUGGAAGCGCCGUCAGAUCAGUUUGAGCUUCAGUUGGGAUCUGACAGGCAUCGAGGAGGAUGAGGAACAUCCCAGGCCAAAGUACGAAACCAUCCUCCUUCAGAAAAGACAGCGGAAGCAGAAAAAUGAAAAGAAGAAGAAGAAGAAAAAGAAUGAGCCAGAGAAGCAGGAGGAUGGGACAGUGACAGGGAAGGACAGAUGGAGGCAAAAACUACUGUCUGCCAUGGCUGCAGGAAUACCGGCUGCCAUAGAGAAGUUGACCUGGAAAGACCGUCUCCCUGGAUACUUCAUCAAUGUUUCCUCUAUCCUCUUUAUGUUUGGCUUGACGUUCUCAGCAGUCUUUGGUGUCAUUAUCUACCGCAUCACAGUGUCAGCCCUGAUGGCGAUGAGUCCUGACCCAGAGACCAAGUCUAAUGUUCGAGUGACAGUGACGGCCACUGCGGUCAUCAUCAACCUGGUGGUCAUUCUGAUCCUUGAUGAAAUCUACGGCGCUGUGGCAUUGUGGCUGACUGAGCUAGAGAUUCCUAAAACAGAAACCAACUUUGAGGAACGCCUCAUCCUCAAAGCCUUCCUGCUCAAGUUUAUGAACGCAUACGCACCCAUCUUUUACGUGGCUUUCUUCAAGGGACGGUUUGCUGGUCGACCUGGAAAUUACGUGUACGUCUUCAAUGAUUAUCGGAUGGAGGAGUGUGCACCAGGAGGCUGCCUCAUUGAGCUGUGCAUUCAGCUCAGCAUCAUCAUGCUGGGGAAGCAGCUGAUCCAGAACAACAUCUUUGAGAUCGGCAUCCCGAAGUUGAAGAAGCUGGUGCGUGCGAUAAAGGAUAAAGCACCAACGGAGAAGGAGCUGGAGGAGGAGAGGCCUCCACAGCAGUGGAACUUGGACUACGCCCUGGCUCCCUUUGAAGGCCUCACGCCCGAAUACAUGGAGAUGAUAAUCCAGUUUGGUUUCGUCUCUCUGUUCGUGGCUUCAUUCCCACUUGCUCCGCUCUUCGCUCUGCUCAACAACGUCAUCGAGAUCAGACUGGAUGCCAAGAAGUUUGUUACGGAGCUACGCAGGCCUGUCGCCGUACGUGCUAAAGACAUUGGUAUAUGGUACAACAUACUGAGUGGAAUGGGAAAAUUCUCAGUCAUCAUAAAUGCCUUUGUCAUCUCGUUCACAUCAGACUUCAUUCCUCGCCUCGUAUACCAGUACAUGUUCAGUCAGACUGGCACCAUGCACGGCUUCAUCGACCACACACUCUCGUACUUCAAUGUGUCCAACUUUAAACCUGGCACGGCACCGCAGAACUCAGACCAUGGAAAUAUCACUGUCUGCCGGUAUAAAGAUUACAGGGAGCCCCCAUGGUCUUCAGAAGCGUACACGUUCUCCAAACAGUACUGGUGUGUCCUGGCUGCAAGACUGGCUUUCGUCAUACUGUUCCAGAAUCUGGUGAUGUUCCUCAGCCUCAUGGUUGCCUGGGGGAUCCCUGACGUUCCCAAAACUGUCGUGGAGCAGUUCAAACGGGAGAAGAAACUUCUGGUCGACGUCUUCUUACAGGAAGAGAAGGAAAAAUUCCAGCUCAUCCAGAGCUUCUUCUCCAAGGACACCACCCUGCAGCCAGACAGCCAAACGCUCCACCCGGGCCAAGGCUUGACAAUCCCGAGCCGCUUCAGUACCCUGCCCCCGGGUCUGAUGCAUGGCUUGCAGGGCUUAGCCGGAGAAGGAGGAGGGCCGAGGGCCAGGUGUAGGGCCGCCAGCUUCAGCUUGUUCACCCCGACACCCAGAAAUGAAAAUGAGAAUUCAAGACACACAGCGGUGUGAUAUGUAACACACACAUCUGUAGGGGCUCUUGAGCUAGGCCUCAGGACUGGAGAACAUGUUACUCGGGUGAUUCAGUUUGUGAAUGUCUUUACCUGUGUCUUUUGUGUCCUGGUGUGUCUGACACUAGUGCUGUGAUUUUUUUUUUUUUAAGUUACAGCAUCAUUUUGAACAAAUUUGAGUUAUGUCCACACUGGUUGAAUGGGUGCCCAUGUGUUGUUCCUAAUUGCACCGACUGUUCACCUGAUAAAGUGUUAUCAUUUUUACUUUUUGGUAAAAAUAAAUAAUUUAGCAAGGCACACUUGCUUCAUAGCGUAGUCAAGCAAUAAUUACAGUAUUAGGCUGAACAACUGAAUAUUACAAGAACUUGGAAGAGACUGGAGAUAAAGACAGACUCUUAACAAAUGGACAGAUUCAGUGAUGAACACUUAAUCAACAGACUGAUGGACACAGGCUCAUUACUAGGGCUGGGGACUGUGAGAAUUUCCUGCUUUACGUGCUUAUGCUCUUUAUGUAUUUUUGUUUUUAACAGAAUUUGUAGCAGCUACGACAUUUCACAUUUCCUGUACUUUUCAAUACAUGGUACUGAAAACACACAUGAGCCUUCCAGAGGAGCAAAUCAUUUUCUUUACUGUUUUCCAGCUGAUUUUUCUCUGUAGAUUUCAGGAACCACAUCGGAUCAUUUUCAAACUUUACUAAAAUUGUAAUGUUAGUCAGGCUGGUCAUUGUUUCUCUGCUCGACGUAUUUGAUGAUCAGAUGCACAUGCCAGUGUGGCACUGUGUUGCAUGCCACUUAUAGAUCAUAGACAGUCCAAGCUCUAGUUUUAGAAAUAUAUUAUCUGUGAAGCAAAUGUUUUUCCUGUUAGCAUAUGGACUUCACAGCUGUCAACUGAGAACAGGAUGAUUUAAUAAUCUAAAUGGAAACAGAGAGCCAGCUCUUUUGCAAAUUGUGAAUGACAGUGAACUAGAAGUUAUCUCACUUACAAAUACUUCCCUUGACAAUCUGUCCUUCAUUAUGAAAUACCAGACUGUAUAUUUCCUGCAGGUAAGUAAUAAAUCUGGGGUACUACCACACAUACAGAGGAGCUGCGUCAUGCAUCAGAGAACUUGUGCAACCUCUGGCAGCCAUGUUUGAAGUCUUCAGCUCUUGAGAAACACUGUCAACUGCAUUCAACAUACCAUCUGUUUCUUCAACCAGUCACUUCAUCACUGAUAGAUAUGACUGAUUUUAUGUUUAGAUAUUAGAUUGUUAGCUAACAUAGGCCUACUAUCUGGUCUAACUAUUGCUGUAUAGUUGUUAAAAAACCUAUUAGCAUUCUAAUUAAAUUCAUUUUUUGCAUGUUAAAGUUAAACUGAAAUUUGAAUUAGCACUUUUUGUACAAGGAAAUACAGGCUAUAAUGAUACUGCAGCGGUGUGUAUAAUUUCAAUUUUUCCAAGAAAAGGAUAAAAUCUGUUACCGACGUAUAAGUGGAACCUGUCUUUUGGCAGCAGUUGAUUGAUAUUCGAGGGCCGAUGUUGCUAGGGGACAUGUCAACUUCCACUACCACUACCCAUUGAAAUACAUCACAGAAGGAGGAUUUAUUUACAUUAAUACAUAGACGAUUUCCCCAACCAGCCCACAUGUUAAUUAGCUACUGUGAGUAAUUUACGACCUCUGUCCCUUUAUAUUAAAUACUUUGGAAAACCCAUUGUACUGUGUAAAUGUAUCUUUCAUUCAGAAGUGGAAGCUAGCAAGAUAAACUGACUAGCUUUUUACUCUGUAAGUGGAAGCUAAUUAGCCUAGCUUGCUAACAUUAGCACUGAUCCCCUCUCGACGCUUUUGUCAUCCACAGCUCCUGCAAGGUCCAUGUUCGUCUUGCAUUAUAGAAAGAAGAGGGUCUUGCUAGCGUUACUUGUCUGUCUUUAUGGGUAUGAAUUAGGUUAUGGUAAAUGACCAGACUGUCGAAACUCACAGCAACAGGUAGUCUGUAAACCCUAACUUGUAAUCACACAGUAAUGUGUAUGCAGUUCUCAAAUCACUCAAUCACUCAAAUUACAAAUAGCUAAUAACAUCAACCCUUCAGUGUAACUGCCUAUAUCUGCUGGAAUUUAAGUACUAGGCUAUUAGGGAGCAUUGUUAGUGCCUACCCUAGAUAUUGGAGUGCUCAGCUUACCAGAAAUGACAAGAAAACUGAAGCGCCAUCAUGUCAGAAAAAAAUGAAUGAAAAUUAAUUAAUUCUUCUUUUUGGAAAUUCCAAUUGAAAAAAAAUAAGUAGCCUACAUAGGUCAAAACAAACACCAAUAGCAUUUAGCCCACAGUAGUAUUAGUUGUACAGUACAGUAUGCCGAUUACUUAGCAAAAAUGAAUUUAAUUUCAGUUCAACUUUAACCAUGGAUGUGUCAAGAGACCUGGUUAUGGUGUAGCAGUGUUAGUUCUGCUGCCAGUUGUAUCUUGGUAUCAGAGACACAUUGGCAGUCUUGUUGGCCAGCAAGACUUUUGGGGGUACACACCGGGUUUGGCAACUGUCUUUGGAAUGAAGAGGCACUCUGUUGGCACACCAUAUCCAGCUCUCGUUAUGCUAAGAUGCCGACAUGCUGUAAACCUUCAGAACUAUUUCAGAGGCCUUGUAACUGCUCUUGUAUUUUCAGUACAACACAAAACGCAACAUCUGUCUGCUCAGUUAGGAUUCAGUGACAUAUUGUUAACUUAAAAUGUAUUCACAAGGGAAUCGUGAUAGUGGUGUUAUGCUAGUUUUUGUCAUUCAGGAAGACAAAUGUUUAUCCUUCCCUGAUACCCUCCUUACUUAAGCUGGUGUAGAAGUUCUUUAAUACAUGAUUGUUAGAUGGAUUAUGAAAUAAUUUUUACAUGUUGUGUGAUCUGUUUUGCUUUUAUCUCAUUGGUCUGUUCUUUUUUUAUUUUGUAUUUUGGCCUUUUUUGACCAGAUAGUCCUUGUAAGAUUACCCGGUCAAAUGACAAGUCCUCAGAAAAUAAUAAACAUACAAGGCUGA
Epinephelus lanceolatus (giant grouper) is the source of this 6384-nucleotide messenger RNA. The record is from RefSeq and is a predicted model, not a curated record. NCBI's taxonomy places the organism in Eukaryota, Metazoa, Chordata, Actinopteri, Perciformes, Serranidae.